AUGAGUAUCCGUUCGUUACUGACAAGUCUGCAAGAUUUUGCGACUAAAUGUAGUGUAGCAGUGUAGUGAGUGCAUCAUGAAGAAAACAUUUAUUUUGUUUAUUGCUUUGAUAAUUCAUACCAGUGCCGUGUUUUUUGGUGAAUUUCAAGGACCUACGCGUUCAGUAAAUAAGAAUUUUGGUAAGCUGAUGAAUGAUGUUGUGUCAGACGCCAGACAAACAAUAGAUUGCACCGUAGAAGCUAUGAAAAAUGAAGUGGACUCUGGAAAUUUACCCUACUUUUAUAAACCUAAAUGUGGUAAUCAAAAUGUUAAGCCACUUAAUAAUAAGAAUCUUGACAGAAAAAGUAGGGCGACAUUUAAGGACACCGAGAAUCCUAGACGACACCAAAAAAUCGUUGAUGGAACGAUCUUUAAAAACACCGGAAAAAACAAGAAUAAGAAGAUAAACGACAUAAAGAAUUUGUUAUUGAAUGAAUCACGACGCUUGAAUAAUGUUGAUAAAUUUGUGAAAGAAGACCUUGACGGCAUAUCCAAGGACGCACGUGUACAAUUGGAAAAAAUAGAACAUAAUGACGUUAAGGAUGCUCUCGCUCUACAAAAGCCUAAAGUGGAUUCCGUGAAGAAUUCUUCUUCAGAAAUAAAAUCAAAAAUUUCAGCUCAGUCUAAAAAUAUUAAGUUUGCCAACGACGGCAAUUCUUCCGAUACAAGCGAAAUUGAUGAUAUUGUGGCAAAGUUCCAAACCGAAACAAACAAUACGCUUAAGGAAAUAGAAAAACAACUCCAAGAUUGGGAAAAAGAAGAAUCGGAACAGUUGCAAGAGUUAAAAACACUCAUGGAAAGUGCCAAACAUCCUGUUACUCUUAAAGAUCUAGCUCAGAAUAUUACCGCGAAUAGUUUAUCGGAAAAUAGUACAUUACCGUUCGAUACAAUAAACUCAUCAAUAACACCUUCAACCAUCGUUACUGCAUUAAGUGAAAUUCAAAGCGGAAAAAACUUGAGUACUAUUGACAUACCAAGUAAAUCUUCCAAAGGCUUACAAAGAACUACAAUAGCACUAGCAUCGUCUACUGAACAUUUUACAACAACUGCAAUUCCGACUUCGAAUAUAAUAAGUACAUUAACGACAUUUAAGGUUGCGACUACCACAGAACGAACACUAACUAAAGCGGACGAUAGUCUAAAUGAUUAUGGUGGAUUUUUCGAUUUCUCUCCUAACGACAAGCAUGCAAGAGAUGAAGCGGCCAGUAGCGCAGAAAAAAUAAUCAAAGAGGGAAGUUUUUCCAAAUCACUGUUUAAUGCUCUAUCUAAUAAGGUAGAGAAUGCGGCCUCCUUAUUUUGAUAAUCAUACGUACUUAAAAAUAACAAAUAAUUAAAAA
Messenger RNA from Bombyx mandarina (wild silkworm), 1376 nucleotides. RefSeq lists its product as uncharacterized. Lineage: Eukaryota; Metazoa; Arthropoda; Insecta; Lepidoptera; Bombycidae. The record is from RefSeq and is a predicted model, not a curated record.